This is a messenger RNA of Lotus japonicus, 568 nucleotides long. RefSeq lists its product as uncharacterized. The transcript has 2 exons. The coding region runs from base 90 to 455 and encodes 121 amino acids. The record is from RefSeq and is a predicted model, not a curated record. NCBI's taxonomy places the organism in Eukaryota, Viridiplantae, Streptophyta, Magnoliopsida, Fabales, Fabaceae.
ACUUGAAUCUGGAGGCCUUCCCCAAAAUUGACUUGUCUACCACUAACUGGAAAGAAAAGAGGGAAGGACUGCAGAUUCACCAAAAAAACAUGUCUUCAAAGCAAGAACAAGGCACCACAGCUAACUCCAAACGACACACUACCACUGGCACGGAGCUGGAAGAGGGGAAACUCCCUCUAAGGCGGGAUGAAAGGUUCUCUGUUCUCCUGUCUGAGGAUGUUCAACGAUCCUGUAAGGCCUCUGGUAGAAAAAUUCCUUACUAUAUAUUCCUGGGAAGCUUGCUUGUCUCUGACCAGGGCUCUCCUCAAUUCAGAAGGGGGGUUCCAAAACCAAUGGUGGGGGAGAUUGCCAUGCAUAGCAAGGCAGGCCUCAAUAAGCUGCUGGUUAUCAGACUCGAAAAGGACCUUCUCGAUAUUCAUGUUAGCUGCUGUAAGGGUAGCUUCUCUGAGGGCUAAAGCUUCAGCAAGGAGGGGCUUUGUUGUGCAGAAAACCUUGGUAGAGCCAAAGGUAAGAUCUCCUUUACCAUCUCUAAAUAACAUGCUCCCUGUUGCCCUGUUGUUGUGGUUGU